AUGUCCACCGGCCGGCCCUGCGUGCGUGUCACCAGCUACCGAGUGAGGUCACAUGGCGGUGACGGACGCUGGUCGCCCGUGCAGCCCGAGGAGGGCUCCAGGCCGCGGACUGGCUUCCCCAAAGAGAACCUUGCAUGGCUGGAGGGCUUGUUCAGGGGCCAGCUGGGGAGUUCAGAAGAGCUCCAUCUCGAGGACUUCCAGAAGAUCAUCCAAACAAAGAACCCGUUCUUCGCGGAGCGGGUGUUCCAGAUCUUCGACCGGGACGGCAGCGGCACGGUGUCGCUGCAGGAGUUCAUCGACGCCAUGCACCAGUUCGCCGGCCAGUCGCACGACGACAAGAUCCGCUUCCUCUUCAAGGUGUACGACCUGGACGGCGAUGGCCUGAUCCAGCACCGCGAGCUGCAGCACGUGAUGCAUGCUUGCAUGGAGGAGAACGGCAUGAAGUUCAGCGACGAGCAGAUCGAGGACCUGACGUCCGCGCUGUUCGAGGACGCGGACGUGCAGGGCCACGGCACCAUCACGUACGAGGCGCUGAAGGCGCAGCUGGAGAAGCACGAGGGCCUGCUGGAGAACCUGUCGAUCAGCAUCGAUCGCUGGCUGGUGCCGCCGCAGCCGCGCCGUGGACUCUCCUUCCUGCGCCAGCUCACCUCCGUCAGGCCCUACCAGUUCUCGCUGCCUUACAUCAGGAACAACUACACGUACCUGGCCUUCCUCUUCGCCUUCCUGGCCGUCAACGUAGGCCUGUUCGUCUCGCGCUGCGUUCAGUUCAGGGGCCUGCCCGGCUUCUACGUGCUGGCCAGGGCCUGCGGACAAACGCUGAAUUUCACCUGCGCGUUCAUCAUAGCCGUGAUGCUACGGAACGUCAUCACCUUCGCGCGCUCGCACGGCCUGGGGUCGUUCCUACCUCUCGACGAGCACAUCUACUUCCACAAGAUGGCCGGCAUGUUCGUGUUUGUCUACAGCGUGGUUCACACAUUUGCGCACCUCUGCAACCUUGCCCUCAACGUGGUGCCGCCCGACGGGCCGCUGAGCGCCCUCAACUCCGGCAACUUCACGUACGCCGAGUGGCUGCUGACCAUGCGGCCGCGCCGGUUCGGCCUGGUGCCGGGCCUGGCCAACCCUAGCGGCGUGGCGCUCAUGCUGAUCCUGGCCGUCAUGGUCAUCUGUUCGCAGCCGUUCGUCCGCAAGCGGGGCAACUUUGAGGUGUUCUACUGGACCCACCUGCUCUACGUACCAUUCUUCGCCCUACUGAUCCUACACGCUCCGAACUUCUGGAAGUGGGUGAUCCUGCCGGGCGUCAUAUACGUGGUGGAGCGUGCUGUCCGUUUCGUGCGCACCCGGAUGGGUCACGGCAGAGCGUUCAUCAGCUCCGGCAUCCUGCUGCCCUCCAAGGUCACACACCUGGUGAUCAAGCGACCAGCCAACCUGGACUACCACCCUGGCGACUACAUCUUCGUCAACAUCCCCGUCAUCGCCAAGUACGAGUGGCAUCCGUUCACCAUCAGUAGCGCGCCGGAGCAGCACGACACGCUGUGGUUGCAUAUUCGGGCUGCCGGCGGCUGGACAAACCGUCUGUACGACUACUUUGAGGAGGAGCAGCUGAAGAUCGAGUGCCUCGAGGAGAUAAUGGACGGUGACGACUGUAACUCCGACAAGGGCCAACAGGUGCCCAAACAGGAGGAGUCCAGCCUCCAGAAAAUACAGAAGUCGAUGAAGAAGCUUGCUAAGCCCGUCGACAAAGACCGGCGUAUCAGCUUCAGCACAAAGCCGCCCGAGAUCCUUAGCGGCGGGACCGAGAACGGGGCGUACACAGGAAACCAGGACGUAUCGAUGGAACCGAUCGACGAGGAGGACCAACAGAACGGUGACGGUGAUCGCGUCGCGGCCUGCGGCGGCCCCGAAAAUGGACACCCGUUCACCAACAGGAGGGUGCCCCUGCUGAAGACUAUCUCCCUGCCAGACAUGGACUACCGCGUGAAGAAGCGACAAAAACUGCUCCUUCUGCGCGGUCAGAUUCGCUCCAGCUCGGAGCGAACGUUUGACGACAAGACCAUGCAGAACGCCCACAAUCAGCUGGCUAAUCUGCCGUAUCUCAGUCCGCAAAAUAAGUCGGUGGCGCACAGCUUCCGCUACAUGCGCCGCAAGCCCACCAUCAUCGCGUUCAAGACGCCUUCCCUGGAUAGCCUGGGAGCGGCGGCGCGGCCCGAGCGGCCCCGCUCCGACCCCGGCCAGGCGGAGGAGGGGCACGCGCCGACAACGGCGCCGCCUAGCGGGACAGAGCUGCGCUACCCGGUCGGCAAGCCGCUGGAGAUCUACUUCGACGGUCCUUACGGGGCGCCGUCCAGCCACAUCUUCCGAGCGCAGCACGCUGUGCUGAUCGGCACGGGCAUCGGCGUCACGCCGUUCGCCUCGAUCCUCCAGUCCAUCAUGCACCGUUACUGGAAGAACUGUCACCGCUGCCCGCGCUGCCAGCACAAGUGGACGGACGAGCUGCCAGCCUCCGUCAUGAACCUGAAGAAGGUGGACUUCUUCUGGAUCAACCGGGACCAGCGCUCGUUCGAGUGGUUCGUGAACCUGCUGUCGCAGCUGGAGAUCGAGCAGGCCGAGCUGGGCGGCGUCAUGGACCGCUUCCUCGACAUGCACAUGUAUAUCACAUCGGCGCUGCAGAAGACGGACAUGAAGGCCGUGGGUCUCCAGCUGGCGCUGGACCUGCUGCACGAGAAGGAAAAGCGGGACAUGAUAACCGGCCUGAAGACGCGCACUAUCGCCGGCCGACCCAACUGGAACAAGGUGUUCCGCCAGAUCCAGGAGCAGCGCAAGGGCAAGGUGACGGUCUUCUUCUGCGGCCCGCCGCAGCUGUCCCGGAUCGUGCGGCACAAGUGCGACGAGUUCGGCUUCGAGUUCCGCAAGGAGAACUUCUGAGGGCGAGCGUGCCGCCGCGCGAGGGCCGGGAUGGCCGCCUCUGGGAGGGCGCCUGGGAAGGGCGGCCAUCCUGCGGCAACAGGUCAGAGGGGUGCCUGGAGACGCUGGAGUCGCAUGCUCGCCUGGCCGGAGGUGAGGUUGAGCACCGCGACGCUACCCAUGGAUGGCCGCUUUUGCGUGGGGUUGUGUAACGCAGCGCUCAACGGGGAUGUACUCCUGUGACGUUGACGGUGUGCAAGAAGGAAGCUGCGAUGGGAAACGGGGAAUGAAUGUGUGAUUGGCUAAACUGGCAGGUUGUUUGGAACGAAUGCACGCGAGUAUUUAUGCACUUCUUGUGUCAUAUCUGAAACAGAGCAGGCAGCAAACGUUUAAACCUUAAGGUAACCAUGUACUCUAGCCGCGUAAUAUUUAAACCAUUGACUGCGAUUUUUCGUGAAUUUGAAUAUACUUGACAUUGGAUG
Messenger RNA from Pollicipes pollicipes, 3383 nucleotides. RefSeq names its product NADPH oxidase 5-like. Gene Ontology annotation, molecular function: calcium ion binding; superoxide-generating NAD(P)H oxidase activity. The record is from RefSeq and is a predicted model, not a curated record. Gene Ontology annotation, cellular component: plasma membrane; NADPH oxidase complex. NCBI's taxonomy places the organism in Eukaryota, Metazoa, Arthropoda, Thecostraca, Pollicipedomorpha, Pollicipedidae. Gene Ontology annotation, biological process: defense response; superoxide anion generation.